AUGAAACCGACAGGUUGGGCAAGCACGCCGCUUCAAGAAGAGAACUGGACAUUGUCUCUCGCAGACCUGGAGGCCAUAUUUGAUGAGUGCGAAGAGCGUGGAUUUAACUGCCGUCAUUUUCGAAGGUUCGUGGAAACCGGUACUUUUUUGGGUCAAACUGUGGUCGCACUGUCAGCACACUUUGAUGAGCUCCAUACAAUAGAAGUGGACAGCAAGCUCUUCGAGGCCGCGAAGCUGGCAUCUUGGAAGGCAGCGCAUCCAAUUCAUUUUCACCUUGGACAUUCGGCACAUGUGCUGGAGAAGAUCCUCCCUCGCUUGAUGGGCCCAGCUGUUUUCUACCUCGACGCACAUUACUCGGGUUCAGUGACAGGCGGUGCCUUUUCGGAAGUCCCUCUGCUGGAGGAGCUGGUUGUUUUGGAGCGGCAAUUUAUGCAUGCAGGCCUUGUCGUGAUUGAUGAUAUGGAUCUUUUCAGCAAAGUGAAUUCCUUUGAGAUGGUGAGCGGCAAGACUGGCAAGAGUCGCGGAGAGAGAGCAUCGGACUGGCGCGCUAUCAGUUGUCAGUCAAUUUGUAGGUGCUUCGCCCCCCAGCGAGUGCAACGCAGCUUUCCCAGCCGUUCAGGAAACCGCUACAUCCUCUGUCUAGGAGCCACGACCAGUGGCAAAGAUUCCGAGCCACCACAGCUGAACACCGCUUGCUUGACUUAUGGCGCUGCUUGCCCGGACCUGGCCUGGAGAUCCUACGGUGCUUCACACUGGCUCUCUGUCCCUGGCCAUCCGCUGAGCUUGGACGGCCUCAGACAUCUCCGUGCCGAAGGCCCCUGGUGGUCCUCCAUUGCCGAUGCCAUGGAGACUGAGCAUCGCAACUCCCUGGGCAGCUCUUCGACACAGUUUCUGGAGGUGGUUAAGCAAAUGAGCGAUGCGAGGAGCAAAACAUCGAAGCUUUGCGAGAAGUCAGUGGACGUGAAGCUUACUCGCCAACAAGCGAUCAUGAUGCACGAUGAUUUGCUGGAGGUGUACAUGGACGAAGGCUUUCAGCGAAAAUUGGAAGCAGCCUGGAGUGCUGCCGGCGACAAACGGGCGCACCAACAGAAAGCCAAGCGAGAGGUGUGUCUACCACUGCAAAUGCCCAUCGUUGCAAAGUAUGGCUUUGAACCCACUGAGAAGGGAGUCUUUGCGAGUCUCUGGUCUAUCCGCACCACUUUCUUCAACUUCGCGACCGAAGCGAGCAUGGAACUGUCCUGCUGUCCGGACCGCACUCAGGAGCAGAGCUCCAACAACACGUUGCAGCCUGGGCUUCCCGAACGUACAACAAUCAGACGGUACAGCGCCGCGUCCUGCCGUUUGUGA
Molecule: messenger RNA, 1347 nt
Organism: Symbiodinium necroappetens
Lineage: Eukaryota; Dinophyceae; Suessiales; Symbiodiniaceae
Source: the annotation of a GenBank genome assembly